ACGUCAUCCAGGUGGCGCUGUGUUUAGUAAGCGUUGGGCUGGGACCAUCUUGGAUUAUCAUGUAGGACGCAAUGAUUACAAAAUUUAACGAUAUCUCAUCUAAGGUAAAUACACAAUUAUAGACUGAAAUAAACAUGGAGAGAGAAGAGGAUCCUGGCGCUCCUCACACUACGAGAAGAAUUGCACAGGUGCGGUCUGCUCGGAGCGUCAUUUGCAGAGUCACACUACUGGACGGGAAACUGUUCGAAACAGAUGUUGAUAAAAGGGCUGUCGGGUGUAUACUGUUUGAUAAAUGCUGUGACAAUUUGGAUGUAUUAGAAAAAGAUUAUUUCGGACUGUCCUACAUAGAUUCUUCAACAGGUUUGAAGAAUUGGGUUAACACAUUGAAAAAGCUGUCCAAACAGAUCAAGAGUGGUCCUUGGGAGUUCAACUUUGAAGUAAAAUUUUAUCCUCCAGACCCCCAGCAACUUCAUGAGGACAUUACCAGAUAUCAAUUGUGUCUUCAAAUAAGGAGGGAUAUCGUCAGCGAAAAACUGCCAUGCUCAUUUGUGACGUACACCUUGCUGGGGUCGUACACCGUCCAAUCAGAGCUCGGCGACUACGAUGUGGAGGAGUUUGGUCGUGGUUUGGACUAUAUCAGAAAGAUCCAGUUUGCUCCUCACCAAGACAGGGAACUGCUAAAGAAGAUUUGCGAUCUACAUAAAACACACAAGGGACAGACACCAGAGGAGGCUGAACUUCGUUUCUUAGAAAAUGCUAAGAAACUUAGUAUGUUUGGUGUGGAGCUGCACGAUGCUAAGGAUGCAGAGGGGGUGAUUAUCCAGCUGGGAGUAAGUGCUACUGGUCUGUUGGUGUUCAAGGAUAAACUACAAAUCAACCGUUUCGUCUGGCCAAAGGUUCUCAAGAUGUCCUACAGAAGAAGCAAGUUCUACAUCAAACUGCGCCCAGGAGAGUUUGAAGAUUUCCAGAGUCAGGUUGGAUUCAAGCUGGAGUCAGUAAAGCAUGCCAAAAGACUGUGGAAAAUCUGUGUGGAACACCACUCCUUCUUCAGAUUUAGAGAGAUUGAACUUCCGAAGGCAAAAAGCACAUUCCCUCGCUUUGGGUCAAGAUUCCGCUAUUCUGGACGCACACAGUUCCAGACAAAGCAGGCUAUGGCCAGUGUUGACCGUCCCUCGCCCUACUUUGAUCGUGUCCACAGUCGAAGAGCUACCUACCAUGGGCGGGUCCCGAAUCGAAGAAAUCGUGAUGAGGUGUACCGUCCUGAGCCUCCUCGCGACCUCCCAGUCCCUCCAGAAAAACGUCCCAGAACUCCCAAUAACGAAGAUCGCUUCAUAGAGAACAAACCUCCAGUUGAGUCAGAUCCUGAACCAGAGGAUCAUUAUGAGGAGGACAGACAUAGUCAUGACGAUCAUGAGGAACCAGCCGAUAGAAAAAGUAGAAUGGAAAGGAUUCAUGCUGUCCAGACUCCCCUGGCUGCAGUCAUGAUGGCGGCUAAGAAACAACAAGAGCAAAACAAUGUAGACCGGUCACAUCAACAGAGAGAGAGCGACGAGGACUCGGAAAGUUUGCCGGAGAAACCUCCCCUUAAUGAAAGCAUGAAUAGAUCCAUGGAUGAAGAUCUAGAUGGAAUUCCCCCUCCGCCUCCUGAAGAACGCCUGGAAGCCCCUCCACUGGUCUAUAGCAAGGAGGACAAGAAACGACUUGCCAAGGAGGAAAAGGAAAGACUGAAGAAGAUAAAGGCUGAGGAAAAGAGGAGAAAGAAGGAAGAAAAAGCUGAUCAGAAGCGACUUGAUAGAGAGAGGAAAAGGUCACAGAAGGACAAGAAAGGAUCCCGGGGCAAGAAGGAGUGGGAUGAGGUCGUCGCCGUGGCAGCUGUGGAAGAAGCUGCUGUAGAGGUAUCAGAACCAAAGGAGCGGAACAAACGCAGCAGACUCAGCAGUUUUGAAGAUCAACCCAAGGGGAGUCCCAAAGACAGUCCUCGAGACCCUGAAGCUCCAGAGCUACCUAAGUCCCUCCCUCCUCCCCCUCCCCCACCCCCAGGAGGAGAUGACAGGAGGGAGGAAUAUGAUGAUGACGAUGAUGAUGAUGAUGACGACGAAGAUUCUCAUCGGGCUGAUGGUGAUGGUUCUGAAGCUGAAGAGGAGCAAGAUAGAGCAGGACAGGAAUUUGAUCUUUAGACAACUCAACGUUCGUUUAACCAUGGGAUGACCUACACAAGUGACCUCCAGAAUUAAUAAAGCUUGGAGCCUACCAGUUGUCUUCGGCAAAUACUAGGCCAGAUCAUUGUUGGACAUUUAUUGUUAGCUUAUCUCUGAAGGUCAUUGUUGUUUGUCAAGGUCAUCACGGUGCCACAGAUUACUGAAUGACCUGCACAAAUGGACACUUGUGAUGAUAAAGUAUAUUCUCCUGACCAGAACAUGCGCAGCUAUAUCCAGGCACCAGACUGUGACAAGGGAGAUAAGCAUGUGACUUAAUUGUCCGUGCUGGCAUUGCUGACCAUUAGGUGAUGGUUAGUUACCCUCUAUCCUUUGUGACAGACUGCAUUUAUGCAAUAUUAUCAAAUACAAUGAUUGAAUAAACAUAUAAAAUGUUAUUUUUGUACAAGAAAUGUAAUUUAUCAUUUUAAUUGCUGUCAGAAUAUAUAGCCAUGUUUGUUUGUGUUUUUAUCUUUACCGUAUUUCUCAAACUGUCUAAUUGUGUGUAUUUUAUGCUGGUCUAGAUCUAGAGGUGAAUCAAUUUUGAAUACAUAAGUAUCUAUAAAACCUAUUCAUAGAUGAUUGUCAGAAUUAGUUCUAUAGACUGUGCCAUCAAAUUAUGAUCUUUGCUAAAACAUUGAUUUCCUUUUUCUAAUUUUGUAAAAACAAAUUUUAUGUACAUUAAUUUUUAAUCCAUGUCAAUGUUACAUUUUACUUUGUAUAUAGCGUGUUUGUUUGGCCAUAUUAAAAUCAACCAUGUUAUUUGUGGACCUUUUAUGGCUGAAGAAGCUUAAAACUUAUAAUGUCAUCGAUGCAUGGACCAUUUUUAACACAAUUUCCUGUUUUUCAGUGAUUCUUCCAAUUUUAGUAAAUGAGAUUUUAUUUUAUGUAAUGUUUGUUAUCGUCGCUGCAUGUGUGUGUAGUUUUCGCUGUAAACAAAAAGUACUAGUAUCAUGUUUAGUUCUCAAAAAUAAUGUUGAAAGUGUAUUUUGAUUUUUGGUAACUAUGGUUACGAAUUAUGGUCGCAAAACUAGACUAAACAUUUGCCUGGUACUUUCACAAAUUGUGCCCAGUGUUGACAGCCUAAGGUGAAACUGUUGAGAUUUUCAGUAGUUCAGGCAUUAGAUGUAUCACCUGUUGUAGUCACUGAGUUUGUUGUGGAGGACUUUUAGGAUGGCAAUAGUCAGAUAGUGAGGAACUCAAGCACUGUUUUUUGUUUGGAAAAAAUAUAUUCUUUUACAAGAACCAUUUUUAUUUUCAGUCUAUUUUGUAAAAAAAUGUAUGUGUUUGACCUAAACAAGUUUUAUUCAUUACCAUUUAAAUGUUUUUGACUUUAAUCCUAAUGUUUUAAGAAAUCAUAGCACUGAAGUGAUCAAACUAUUCUAAUUGAUUGAUGACCUAUAUUUUGAACUGUUCAUGACAUACCUCUGGUGUUGGGUGACGAAGGAGGAGAAAAGAUUGGCACGUUCACGAUAACAUUAUAGAAAUACACAUCAAGUCCCGUCAUUUUCUUCUGCUUUGAAUCAAAUUCAAUUUGUAACAUAGGCAAUAUAUUUCAUACAUGUAAAGCACAUCAAUUAAUGAUUAACAGCAUAAUUAAUAUAGAAAUAUUUUUGUCCUUUUCCAUUGUAAGAAAACCUGUGGAAUGGUAGCCAUUGUUAGCUCAUAUCUACAAAUGUGUUUUAGAAAUAGAAUUAUUACUUUUAAUGGUUAAUUAAGACAAAGAGAUGAGAUGGUUUGUUGUCACUUUUGUUAUUUAAAUAUUUUAAGUCUGAUGUCCUAUACAUUGUUACUUUACAUAUCACUAUUCCAUAUUGUGACUGAUUACAUUCAGUCCCAGAACACUAUAUCCAUGUUGAACAGCCGAGUGUUGCUAUGUUACUGAACUAAGGUUAUAUCCACAAAAUUUAUUUUCUGGAUUCCAUCUGGCAGACCAAGAGUAACAAUACACUUGGCGACCCAGAGUAACAAUACAUCUGGCGACCCAGAGUAACAAUACACCUGGUGACACAAAGUAACAAUACACCUGGCGACCCAGAGUAACAAUACAUCUGGCAACCCAAAGUAACAAUACACCUGGUGACACAGAGUAACAAUACACCUGGCAACCCAGAGUAACAAUACACCUGGCGACCCAGAGUAACAAUACACCUGCAACCGAGAGUAGCAAUACACUUGGCUAGCUUUAUUAAUCAGGAAAUCGGUUAUUCCUUGCCCUUUCGUCUUUAGGGAGAAAUCACGAGGACUAAGGAGCUCGUGAGACUAAUGCAUAGUGUAACAUUAAACUAGACAAUUAGGAUAGGUGGUCACAGAAAGAGAUCUUAGUCAGGAAACGGAAGAAUGUAUACCAAGUUGUUUACUAUUACUGGUUUAACAUUAUCACUGGGAAAUAAUUAUCUGGAGUUACUGUAUGCCAGAAUAUAUAUAGGUAUUCACCUCUUAUUUAUCCCUAAAACUGCAGUACAAACAUGUAUUUGUUAUCCGGAGAUUCUCAUAUAAAAUUUUAUUCCAAAAUUCCUGGGAGACUGAAAUUGUCAGAUAAAUGAUAUUUUUAUUGCUAACAUCACCUAUAAUCAAUUUGUAUCACAGGUUCUGUCUUGUAGGGUUGUAGAAAUGUGUGUUAAGUUUAGCAGCAUCAUAAGACAUUUCCCCCGAUUUUUAUCAAAUACCCUGUUGAGUUUGUCAACAAAUAUAGACGAGACUUUCUUGUUGAUGCAUGCUUGUAAAAAAAAAAAAA
Mizuhopecten yessoensis (Yesso scallop) is the source of this 4932-nucleotide messenger RNA. RefSeq names its product band 4.1-like protein 3. Gene Ontology annotation, molecular function: cytoskeletal protein binding. Lineage: Eukaryota; Metazoa; Mollusca; Bivalvia; Pectinida; Pectinidae. The coding region runs from base 135 to 2177 and encodes 680 amino acids. The record is from RefSeq and is a predicted model, not a curated record. Gene Ontology annotation, cellular component: cytoskeleton; plasma membrane. The transcript is spliced from 15 exons.